AAAGAAAAUAUGCCAUCAAGUCUACUCUUCAGCCAUUGUAUUUCAACGGUGUGCUUGUAACACAGUCAUUUCGUGGAUUUCAAUAUACGCAGAUUUUAGCCAUCCAGUUGAAUUAAACAAAACCUAGUCUGCACACGGAUUUUAAAGAAGAUAAUUCCUAAAAUAAUUGUUUUUUUAGGGCUCACGCGAUAUUAAAUUUGCAGCAGGCUACGUGCGCGACGUGCACAGCAUUCCAGACGUCGGAAUCCAGCGUUCUCUCUGGCUAAUUAUAAAGCUAGCUACUUUGUUUAUUUUCCACAAAACUUUUGUUAUUAAACCAAUAGUCUUUUCUCUACGGAUCCGGUUUCUAUUUAGAUGGCAAGCUUCCCUAAUUCUGUAAACGAAAAUGAAAUAGGUAAGGCUAAGUUCAUUGGUGAACUCUUAGUGCCUGUUGCUCCCUUUGACCAGAAGUCUGGGCGAGAGACCUGGACUGUAGCCUUUGCACCUGAUGGUUCCUACUUCGCUUGGUCUCAAGGGCAUCGCAUUGUGACGCUCGUUCCCUGGUCAAAAUGCCUGAAGAAUUUUGUUGGGGAAGGCUCCACCGGAGUGGGCCCUCAGCGUUUGUCGCGGCAGAACAGCGAGGGGGGAACAGUGGUGCCAGUGGGCGAUCCCAGGGAGCAUACCAUCGACUGCGGUGACAUCGUGUGGGGCCUGGCCUUUGGCUCGUCUGUGCCAGAGAAGCAGAGUCGCUGCGUCAACAUCGAGUGGCACCGUUUCAAGUUCGGUCAGGACCAGCUGCUGCUUGCCACGGGCCUCAACAAUGGACGUGUCAAGAUCUGGGACGUCUAUACUGGAAAGCUGUUGCUGAAUCUCAUGGACCAUACAGAUAUAGUGCGAGACCUGACUUUCGCCCCUGAUGGCAGCCUCAUGCUAGUCUCGGCAUCCAGAGACAAAACCCUGAGGGUCUGGGACCUGAAAGAUGACGGCAACAUGGUGAAAGUGUUGCGGGGUCAUCAGAACUGGGUCUAUUGCUGCGCAUUCUCACCAGACUCCUCAGUCCUCUGCUCUGUCGGAGCCAGUAAAUCGGUGUUCCUUUGGGAUAUGGAUAAAUAUUCCCUGAUCCGGAAGCUGGAGGGUCACCAUAAUGACGUGGUGUCCUGUGAGUUCUCUCCUGAUGGCGCCUUGCUCGCCACCGCUUCCUACGACACCCGCGUCAUCAUCUGGGACCCCCAUGUGGGCACUGUGCUGCUGGAGCUAGCGCACCUCUUCCCUCCCCCCUCGCCCAUCUUUGCAGGAGGGGCCAACGAUCGCUGGGUACGUUCCGUAGCAUUCUGUCACGAUGGGCGUCACAUCGCCAGCAUCACUGACGACAGAAUGGUGCGUUUCUGGACCAUUGAUGAGAAGUCUCCCAAGGCCAUCGCUCCCCUCAUUAAUGGCCUCUGUUGUGCCUUCUCCAUUGAUGGGAGUGUCUUAGCAGCUGGAUCUCGAGACGGCAGCGUGCAUUUCUGGGCGUGCCCAAAGGGCAUUGCCAGCCUGCAGCACCUGUGUCGCAUGGCACUACGACGGGUCAUGUCCACCCAGCAGGUGCAGACGCUGCCCAUCCCGCCCCGCAUACGCUCCUACCUGUCUUACCAAGAUCUCUAGCCCUUCACCCUCACCGCUCAACACCGCACGCUGGAAACCAAUGAAUAUUACCUUCCUAGAAAAAACACCCAGGAUAAAGAAGACAACAAAAGAGGAAAACUUGAUUUACAGACUAACACCCCCAUACUCUUCUGUGGCAAGGCAGCUUCUUUUUCUAUGUAUUUAUUUUUGUUGGUUUACUUUUGUUUGUGCAAGCCACGGUGUCCCUCAGGGAGUGUGCUUGAAUGGUUAAGUUAUUUCAGUGGCCUGUCUCUGCUUAAGAUGGCCUUACCAUAUCAGUCACCUCUGGAUAGUUCUGCAUUCUUCCUGCAAUAGAGACUUGUUCUCUGUAGAUAAUUGGCCGCUUUUAGAUUUUCGAUGCUCCCUAACUGUCUAGCUUAGAUUUCGAAUGCUUGUUAGAAAGCUGGACAAAUCGAGGAGACUAUAAAAGUAGAGGUCCAUUAUCCUUUCUACAGUUUCCAUUUGGUUUUGGUCAUUUCAAUAUCAAUUGAGAUCGUUUUCCCUUUCCCUAAAUACCUUUUUUUAUUUAUUUAUUUAAAAAAUAGUCAAACCAUCUGUGGGUCGGCUUGAAUGCGCUCGCGGGCUGGAUCCGGUGUUUAACAUCACUGGGGUAAGUGAAUGACUGCUGAUAAGAUUUAGUGUAGUGCCCUUCCAAUGUUUUCUGCUACCCUAGAUCUCCCCAGGUCUUAACCCUCACUCACUCGCUGCCCCAGCUCCUCAAUGGGCUUUUCUUUCCACACUUCCAUCCUCACUCAUGUCCAGGAGGGAAAUGAGGGCCUGUAGCCUUCACUGUCUCACAUCUCACUCCAAAAUAAUAGCGACCCAUGGCCUGACCUGUUUUGCUUCUCAUAAUAUGUAUAUUUUUUACCUGUAAAAAAAACGAAAUCUGUAUAGACAAUUGUGUGCAAGUAUGUGUGUGUAUAUACACAAUAUAUUAUAAAUACCUAUUAUUAUACCAGUAUAUGAAUGUAUCAGAGGGCGUAGUAUGUUUUUUACUUCUGUUUUCUUUUUGAAUAAUAGACUGUUGAAAACAGGUUUUUCCCUCUGUACAUAGUUUUCGCUCGUUUUAAUGUGAAGACCUGUAAAUGAAUGAAUGAGACGAUCUCUUAUUGUAGAGAUCAGGGUGUAGUCUGUGCUCCUUCAGAAUCGGUGAGACUGUGAAAGUGUGGAUUAUAGUGUGCCCUAGGACUUAUUCAAAAACACAGAAAAAGCCUAAAAGGCGGUUGCCAUCCGUAUUAAUGACGGUCUGAAACCCAUUUUCUAUCCUGUGCUAUGCUGCGCAACUCUAAAGUGGUGUUCUAAGUGUAAGAAAUAACCUAUAGGGGAGAGCUAUACAACAUCUUCUGAAAAUACAGUUGCCAUCUGUAGCAUGGGCUCUUUAUUGAUUGUGUCAUACAUGACUGGCAGGCCUUUGAAGGCAGACAUUUGAUAGUAAAUAUUUAAUUGGGGGAAAAAUGAAUUAUUUUCAGACAGAAUGUUGAGAAGAGCCUAAUGGAAUAGUAUUAAUGGUCUACUUUUUGUAUUUUGUCUUAUGUUGACCUAGGUAGUGGAUACAGGCCUGCUGUUAAUCAAUCUUGGAAAUACGUUUUCUGUCUGUAAAUGCUGAUGCCAAAGGUCUCUCUUUCUCUCUCGGUUUAUAGCCUGUGCUCUUGUCAGUCAGUGACUUUUCUCUCUCAUGGCUAAAACUUCUAACUAUUGUGCAUCUGUGAAUUUGAUUUGAUUUAUCCUGUCAGUAAAGCCAUAAGGCUGUUGUCUUCAGUAACCGGUUGGGUUGGUGUGUUGAGUAAAGCCUUUGCUGAUUAGAUCUAGAGCCAGUGAAUGAAUCCAAGCGCUGGGUUCUCACCAGUGUUGGGGAGUAGUAAACUACAUGUAGUUCAACUAGUAAUUUAACUACAUUUUGCAUAAGCUUGGUGGUUACUUAAUUCAAUCUCGGUUGUUUUUUUAAAUGUAGUUAAUACAUGUUUUUGCCAUGUAGUGGUGUAGCUAACUAAAACUAUGGGUGAAGUAGGCAAUCAUUUCCUAAAUGUUUGGGCAUCAAACCUGCCAAAUUCUCAAUUGGAACAUUAGAUUUGGUGUUUAAUAGGCUAAAUUACACAUUUUGUUUAACAGACUGUAUGACCCCAAAGUGAUCUUUGCUUGCAAUUUAUAGUCUGACAUUUCAGAUUUACAUAUACUUUUUCACAAAGUAGUUUGGAUGUAGUGAACUACUUUUUCAAAGUAACUUUAGUUCAGGAAACUAUAUUUUUCAAAGGGUUAGCUUAACUUCUUUCCGUGUGAAGUAAGUUUACCAAGCUACCAAUAUCAUUACAGAAUAGCUUCCCCAAGUGUAAGUAAAAUGUUGAAUAUAUCAAAUUUAAAUUAAAUAUUUUUCUUUCUUUCUGGUCUGCUUCAUGCAUGUACUGUUUUUUUGCAUUUAUAGUUUGAAUAAAGCCUUUUUUUGAAAACCAAAAA
Molecule: messenger RNA, 4074 nt
Organism: Oncorhynchus kisutch (coho salmon)
Lineage: Eukaryota; Metazoa; Chordata; Actinopteri; Salmoniformes; Salmonidae
Product: WD repeat and SOCS box-containing protein 1
Exons: 9
Coding region: 355-1623 (422 amino acids)
Biological process (GO): intracellular signal transduction; protein polyubiquitination
Molecular function (GO): protein binding
Source: RefSeq, a predicted model, not a curated record